GUCGCGGUUGCUCUGCCGCGCUCGCCAGUCGACCUAGCGACAUGGCCACAGGCGGCAGUGCGAGAGCGGGUGAGCCGUGCCCGACGUCGCUGUUCCGCCUGCUGAAGCGCACGCCGUCUCUGGGCAGCCCCUCCCAGCCGCCGCCGCAGCCGCCCCCGAGACUGCCGCCGCUCACUGAUGGAGGAGACGAGCACAGCUGCUCACAAGUCAUGCUCAGCAGGGAACCCGCAGCUGUUUUUCCUGAAGUUCACUUUAUCGAAAGCUGCAAAAAAAGACUGCCAGAUCUGCAUGAAGAUGAUGUGAUAGAAGAACAGGCUGUUGGACAUGAUUUUAUUCUGUACCAAGCCCUGUUCCAUGAGGUGAGGAGUAUUGUACCUCAGUGGGAAGUUCCUACAAAUGGAAACAGUAUAUAUUACAUGUUAAUUGGUUUCAAAACUCGGGACCACAGUCUUUCCCAAGUUAUGGAAGACUCCUGGAGAGAAUGGACAUCAGCUCGUUACAUCUACCUUAACUUACCAGAUGAACUUGGACUGACACGGAUCUCUCUCUAUAGACAGAAAAUCCCUUGGUCAAUAAACAUAUUUUCAUAUAUUGUUCUAGUAGAGUGCCAAAAUGUUUCAAGCAAGGAUGAUCAGACAGUACUCUCUGAUUUUGCACAAAGACUAAGAGCUGAGAGAAUUACUGGCUACAUAUCUGUAUAUUGUUGUGAGAGGCACAAAUUGCUUCCGAAUGGGACAGCACAUCAUCCACUGACAAAUGGAAUCACUAAUGGCUUCAGUGAACAUGAACCACCGAUGUGUCACAGGUACACCACAUCAAAACUUUACUGAAAUAACUCUGUGGCAAUGGCAACAACAACAAAAAAUGCAGUGGACAGAAUCUCAACAAUAACGGUUGCAAAGGAAAUUUGUAGAAAAGUAUUUCCUUAAAUGACCGUAUUUCGAAGACUGCCAGUUCAGAUGGACUUUUAUUUUUUUCCCCACAUGUCAACUAUAUAUGACAAUGUGAAUUUGUUAUCAUGCUUCUUUUACAACUGCAUAUAUAUGUUGCACAGUGCUUUUAGUGAUAAAUGUGUAACUGUUAAACUGUGUCAAAAAUUAUACUGGAUGAAAAGAUAACUGAAAAUGAGCUAGCAGGAUUAUGUAGGAAGCAGAUGUUAAAUUAGUGAUAAUACGGAGCUUCAGAAGCCAAGUUUUCUUUAGCAGAUGAUGUGAAAACUUGCAACAUUAUUGAAUCAAAUAAUACAAACUAUUAAAACAUACAUAAUUUUUUUCAGUAACCAGUUGCAGUGACUGCUGAACUGGGCAAUGCCAUCAUCAUCUUAAGAAUGUCAGAUGAUAACAACGUGUUCAUAAGACUGAUGAGCAGCCAGCACUUCUCUGAGUGGUCAUUAUGGCUGAAACCUUACAAAUUCCCCACUAAAGAGUAUUCAGCUGGUCUGAAAAGACCGAGAAAUUUCUUUUACAGUUCUCUCUACUGCAGAAAAUUCCACAAGAGUAAUAUUUGACCCUUAAACUCCAAACAAACUGAAAAAUAAAUUUAAGGUGGUAUACAAUAACCGAAGUGAAUAUCAAUAAAAUUUUGUUAAUAAUGUCAUACUGAUCACAGUAUUUCAGAUGGAUUUAAAACUUGCAGAGAUGUAUGCUCACUGAACUGUACAAAUAUUCCUUGACUGUUUCCGAUAGUUAAAUUAGAUGUGUGAAAUGUAAUUCACUUCAUGGAAACAUAAAGAAGUGCCAUUGCUUAAUGAAUUCUACCUGUGAUUUGAAUGUUUAUCAACAGUUGUAUUAAUUGUAGUUCUUUUCUUUUGAGAAAAUGAUUCAUGAAACACGCAUUAUCAUUCCAAGUG
Molecule: messenger RNA, 1849 nt
Organism: Schistocerca americana (American grasshopper)
Lineage: Eukaryota; Metazoa; Arthropoda; Insecta; Orthoptera; Acrididae
Exons: 7
Coding region: 42-830 (262 amino acids)
Source: RefSeq, a predicted model, not a curated record